Dentiscutata erythropus is the source of this 293-nucleotide messenger RNA. The record is from the annotation of a GenBank genome assembly. NCBI's taxonomy places the organism in Eukaryota, Fungi, Glomeromycota, Glomeromycetes, Diversisporales, Gigasporaceae.
AUAAUGAAGAUUCAAUAAAUGUUAAUUCUGGUAUGACGGCUAGUUUUUUGAACAAGCGACAAAAAGCAAUUAUCCUGAAUCAAAAUUACUGGGAAUUUGUAGAUUUAUUGAAGAAAACAAGAAGAGAAAAGGGAAUGUCAGAGAGUUUUGAGUCUCAUGAUUCAAGCAAAAUAUUUGAAAUGUUUUCUCAGCCUAUUAGCAAUUACUUUAAUAAGGAAGUCUUCGAAGGGUUAAUGGAACCCGAACAACUCCAAAAAAAAUGGAGGAUAUUCAAAGCUGCUCUAAAUAUCUAA